This is a messenger RNA of Pecten maximus, 3750 nucleotides long. Its product is annotated as neuroglobin-like. Bases 346 to 903 code for a protein of 185 amino acids. The transcript is spliced from 3 exons. The record is from RefSeq and is a predicted model, not a curated record. Lineage: Eukaryota; Metazoa; Mollusca; Bivalvia; Pectinida; Pectinidae. Gene Ontology annotation, molecular function: heme binding; oxygen binding.
AGCCUCAUUGUAUUGAUCAUAACUCGAGUGUAAGGAUUAUUCUUCGGCCAAUUUAACUCCUGAUAUGCCUGCUACCUACACAAAAGUACUGAGAUUUAUCAACAUAGAACAUCAGUCCAUCUCACGCGCGCUUUCAAUCGGAGUUGUUAAAUAUUAAUACAUGUAUUACGACAGUACAGCUGUUCUGUAUCUAGUGGUAACGGUCAGAAUGUGAUAAAGUUGGGAGUUAUAUAUACGUGUGAACCAACGGUGGUGUUCAGCAGAAUUUUAAAAUAGAAACGAAAAUGGAUCGUUAAGAAAUGAAUUGACUGGGUUUCUUCACAGUUUACCGAGGUGGAUCACAUAAUGGGGUGCAUGUUAGAUAAAUGUGUUAAAGAGAAACCUCUAGAAAACGAAAUCCCGACCCUCUCGGAUUGGAACCCGGGGGAGGAGCCUCAUCUUACCGAUGAGGAGGUUAAGUUGUUAGAGGGUUGUUGGAUUACCCUCAAGGAGGAUAUAGAGAAAGUGGGCGUAAUAACCUUUAUUGGAUUGUUCGAGACACAUCCGGAAGUUCAAGAUUCUUUCCUGCCAUUCCGCCAACUUAGCAAAACUGAUUUGGAACUGAGUGCUAUUCUGAAAAGUCACUCUCUGAGGGUGAUGGGGACAGUUGAUAAAUGUAUUGCUCGAGCGUCCCAGCCGGACAAACUACGGGACCUGAUGUCAUCUUUAGGACAGCGCCACCUAAACUACAACGCGCAAAUUGACUUUAUUGACAUGGUCGGACAACAAUUUGUAUUCGCAAUUGAACCGCACCUGAAAGACAGCUGGUCCCAGGAGAUGAGCGAUGCCUGGUUGAAGCUAUUCCGAGUGAUGACUUAUUAUAUGACAAUAGGAAUGCAAUCAACACAAAAGAAAACAGCAUGACGUCAUACUUUGGCACACCACUACAAACUUACAGCGGGCUGUUAACUUUCUUUAUUGCUGAACUCGUCCAUGCGAUGCCUUAAUUUUGUUCCGUUAGUGUAUUGUUUGAAGAAUAUUAUAAUAUUUAUCAAUGGUGAAGUCAUGGUUUCCAAUUGUUCUUUGAACAUAUUUAUUUAGAUUGAUGUUGAAGUUAUUUCGAACAUGGUGUGUCAUUUGUGCUUUGAAUGAAGAAUCACAUCUUUGUUGCCCAACGGUCCAGACAUAGAUAUGAUAUCAUUUCCCCGGUCAUGUGUCAGUUUAUGUUGAAAGUCUUGCUGCGUCUUUAGAGGACUGGUAUAGUCUAGAAUUGAUAACUGUAAUAAGCAAGGAAAAGUAAAAAGUGUAUUAAUGUGUCAUGAUUAAAAUGUUUCUUUCAAUAUAAAAGUAUUUUUCACGCAUACUAAUUAAUUUGAAUUGAGAUGAGUUCAUCAUCUUUUUGCAUCCAUUGUCUAAAUUCUAAUAAGUUAAGUUAGUAUGAUUGAUGACUCAUCUCUACUACUCUGUGAUCAGGUCGGUGUGUGAUAAUAUGUAUCGUACGUCCGAUGUAGGAUUUAGAUUUUUGUGUAAUCAUGAUAUCUAUAUUAAGCACAAAGGUAUUGACAUAUUGACAUACCUUUAAAGACUGAAGGAAUUGUGAAACAGCUCAAGUAUUCCUCGCAGAAAGUGCAGCUUCCAACUUUAAUUGGCGUUAUUUUUAAAGUUGAAGAAUAAAAGAUUGUCAUUAAUUUUUGGGUUUGUUUUUUAGACAGCGAAAUUUACAACUGUAUAAUUAUCCAUUUUAUUUAAUUUUUGAGUUACAAUGUUAGUUGUAGUCAUGUAACGUAUACAGUUAAUGUCCUAUGUUACUGAACGUAGUGGUUAUGAUGUUAAAAUUAAGUUUCAGUUAAUGUAAUAGUGAAAUAUAGUUAACACGAACUAACUUGAUGAUUGUAAUGUUAUUGAAUAGGACAUUCAUGGAACUAUAAUUAUUGUUUUCCUUUAUAAUAAUAACAUUUUAAUUAGGUUAUGGAUGGCUUGCACAGCACACUUAUCUUAUUUAAUUGAUUAGAUAUUAGAAGGAUUGAACAUAUAUCUGUAUUUAUGUUUUCUGUUCUUGAGUUGUAUAAGGAAACUUCUUUAUUCUGUAUGCUUUGUUCCACAACUCAUGGUUUGUUAUUUCUGAUCGACAUUAUAAAAAAAACUCUUCUUGCAUCCGAAACUACUAACAUAAAAAUGUGUUACCUAUAGAUGUUGGUUUUUGGUAUCUAAACAAAUAAGCACGACAGUUUUUUUCCCUGUUAAAUGUGGCUAAUGUACACGAAAUGAAUUUAGAAUUAUACAACCUAUUUGAAUCAUGUUCUCUACAUAAUCAUAUUGAUAUCAGAUGAUUUGAUGUAUAAACUAGAUUUUAAAUUUAUUUCUGUCAUGUGUAUCAGUGUUUUUUUCAGUGUUGUGUAUUUAUUUGAUAAUUCCAUUGUAACAUUUAGAGUUGUGUAUUGAUAAAUUACAGUGUAUCAUUUUAAGUUGUGUAUUGAUAAAUUGCAUUGUAUCAUUUUGAAGUUGUGUUAAUCAAUUACAUUGUAUCAUUUUAAGUUGUGUAUUGAGUUGAUAAUUACAUUGUAUCAUUUUAAGUUGUGUAUUGAUAAAUUGCAUUGUAUCAUUUUAAGUUGUGUAUUGAUAAAUUGCAUUGUAUCAUUUUAAGUUGUGUAUUGAUAAAUUGCAUUGUAUCAUUUUAAGUUGUGUAUUGAUAAAUUCCACAGUGAGUAUCAUUUAACGCUGUAGUUUCAUAGUAAGUUUCAUUUCAACGAAAUGGUAUGUAAGUAAAAUGAAAAUUUGUCUCAGGUCCUGAAUUGGCGGAAUACCAUUGAAGUAGGGGAACGUUGAAUCAGAAAAGUUACUGGAAACCAGAAGCAUUUAAAAGUAUGUAUUGAUACGCGUGCCUUCAUUACAGCAAAUCACCAUCUACUCAAUUUGUAUAUCAUGUGAUUAUGUACUUACAUACAGAUAUGCCCAUUUUAAAGUGUGUAUUAUAGUCAUUAAACAUUUCACGAAUUUAUGACAAUUCGAUGUCCAGUCGUCGAUAUUUUUAACAUUUUAUGUACAAAAUGUAUAUCCAACAUACCUAGAGCAAAUUUCGCUCAAUAGACUAGCUUUACCACAUCGAUAGGCUGUAAAAAUAAAACAAACAAAAAACGAUUAUGAUAAAUAGAUCAGAUAAAACGGAUAGUACAUUAUGGAUAUAAUUAUAAAAACUCAACCAAUGACAUUAUUAUAGUCUAUAACUAAGUCAAGUCACUGGCAUCAAUAGAGUUGCCUUAGUUUUCAGCGGCUUCGUAUUGGUUCGGGACAUUUUGUAAUCCGAAAAAAAAGUUUAUCAACGGUUUCCAUUACAGACGAGAGUGCAAUUUCAGAUGACUGGAGUAACGAGGCCUCACUAAUUAGAGAAAAACUAAUUAUUGUAGAUAAAACAUGUAUAAUUUAGCACCAGUCUUCUGUAGAAGACAAGUGAAUGACUCCGAAACUCCAGAACCAGGAAAUACUCACUACAUUGUGUUUUUAUUUACGUUUUGCAUCAGGUUGUUGAGUGAAAUAUUUGAGUAAAGUGGACUUAUUAGGAGAAUACUGCUCUUGCUAAUUUGAAAUUGUAACAAAGUGAAUUAGACAAUGUGUCAGAAUGUUCCGAGGCAGGAUAAGACAAGUAUUGGCGUACUAUUAUAGAACUCCUACAAACUAAUACGUUUCUCCACUCGAGGAGUCAGGUUUUUUAUUGUACAUGUAAUAAUGAUAUUGUGCAUUGUUUAUUUAAUAAAUUUAUUGACACUAAUGAAA